Messenger RNA from Lethenteron reissneri (Far Eastern brook lamprey), 4145 nucleotides. RefSeq names its product centromere protein T (gene CENPT). The record is from RefSeq and is a predicted model, not a curated record. Gene Ontology annotation, biological process: kinetochore assembly; chromosome segregation; mitotic cell cycle. NCBI's taxonomy places the organism in Eukaryota, Metazoa, Chordata, Hyperoartia, Petromyzontiformes, Petromyzontidae. Gene Ontology annotation, cellular component: kinetochore. Gene Ontology annotation, molecular function: protein heterodimerization activity; DNA binding.
GAGAGUUGUUGGGAGCGGCCAAUAGGAACGGCGGUCGGGCAGAGCGCUGAGUUCUCGCGAGAGUUGAUAUGAAAAGGCAAGAAAACGCGGGAGACCGCUGCCGAGCGAAGUUGGUGCGCGAAAGGAAUGAACAGCGCAAUAACAAGAACACUAUAACACAAUAAUUACAACACAACAAAAAUAACACAUUAACUACUACACCACACCACACCAACCACGACAACAGACACAGUUCGCCGCUCAGUUGGCGGGUUCACCACGGCGCUUGUUGGUGCCAGGCUAGGUGUACGUCGAGGCCGUUUGCGUGCGGGGAGCUGGCGUCAGAUCUACGUGCGUCUGCCACAGGAGCAAUGGCGCAGACUCCGGUGUCGUCUGCGAUGCCGCUGCGGAGGCCGCUUGGUCUGAGCGCCUCCAAAGAGAAGUCUGCACGAAUCCGCUUGCUUCAGCUGAACUUCAUGAAGCGCCUCUCGGCACAAGCUGGCACGAGUGCAUCGCCCACAUUAUCUACAAAGCUUCCGAAAAAUGCAAGCACUCCAGACAUGAGUCCUUACACCCUGUUGAAAAAGAUCCACAACACAGCCACGGAGGUUAGCCCUGUGGAGGUGUUUAAGCCCAUGCCUGAACAUGUGAAGGAUGACGCGGGGACUUACAGGACAUCUGAAGCAAGCAGUCUGUUCGAGUUGACCACACCGACGGACGAGAAUGAGAGCGGGAGACUGAAGCAGCGGCACCAUCGCUCCAUGAAGACGCCGGUCGACAUGCAGACAUUCACCCAGAAAGUCCAGCAAGCCAUGGAUGGCAGAGACCUACCUGCAUUGGAACGAUCUGCCAUGAACAGUCUGUUCGAGUUGACCACACCGACGGACGAGAAUGAGAGCGGGAGACUGAAGCAGCGGCACCAUCGCUCCAUGAAGACGCCGGUCGACAUGCAGACAUUCACCCAGAAAGUCCAGCAAGCCAUGGAUGGCAGAGACCUACCUGCAUUGGAACGAUCUGCCAUGAACAGCUUAAACCUGAACACUCCACUCGACUCCGAGGAGGAGGGUGACGAUGCGACGGGGGUGAGGAUACGACGCAGCCACACGAGGGCACCAACGCAAAGGGUCAACAAGGAGGCUUUUUCGCAGCAUCUCCGACAACACUUGAGAGAGGAGGCUGAGGAGCCCCGACCUGCGCACACCACAGACUUGAUGCCUGGAGGGGUUUCUGAACUGUCCAUCGGGGAACACACCUCACAUUUCUCAGAAAGGAGUAGUAGCAAGCGCAAACUGAGAGACCGAUCCACGCCGGGAGUCGGGAAAAUGGCGGCAAAGACACUAGAUGGUCAUAUGGAAGUGUCGGGAAGGGCAGAAGACGAGCAUAGUGACGAUAUGGAAGAAAACGGUGUUCCUGCAGAAGUGACUAUGUCGGGUUACCUUAGUCCAGUUAUUGACAUUCACCCAUCACCACACAUUAGCACCCCAAAAGUAUCUGCAAUACAGAGUGGCCUGCAGGACAGCGAUGGAGAUGUCACAGGGGCAGAGGAACUGGAGAUGAUGAGUGAAAGAGACGAGAUGUCUGAAGAAAUAUCUGGAUUGAACCCCAUGGAGGAAGCAGAAAUGCUAUCUGCCGAGUUAGUAGAUCCCAUGUCUAUUCCACACCUCAGCCACACAUCUCCAGUUGGUGAAGACUUGAUGGAUGACGAGGAGGAGGGGGAGUCAAAACCUGAGUCAGACGGUGACCAAGCUGGCCCUGUUGGAGAUGCCUUGGAUCGUGGACUUAGCCACAAUUUGGCAACGUCACCUUAUGAAGAAGAAGAAGAGGAGGAAGAUUACGGCAGUAGUAACGAUGAGGAAGGAGAGUUAAAAUUGCAUGAACUGAAGGCGAGCAGCAAGCCCUCGCCAACUCUGAACACUCCUGCUUUCUUCGCGAAAGACAAACUUUCUAAAGGCAAGCAGAAGGCCGCGCUGAAGAUAAACAAAGCUACUUCAAAAAGAGGCAAGACAGAGAAAGUGUUGAAGAUACCGAUGAAGGAGAUCAAGAAUAUCUGCCAGAGAUUUGUGCCCUGCCGGCUGAACAGAGAUGCCCUUUUGGCCAUUGAAAAUAGACUGCCACUGUUAUUUGAACAGAUGUUGGAUGACCUGGAUGCAUUUGCAUCCCAUGCUGGGAGGAAAACGAUUACAAUCGCAGAUGUGGAGCUGCUGAUGAAGAGGCAGCGUUAUGUGACGGACACGAUGCCUCUCGUAGCCCUGGUUCGCGAGUAUCUCCCCAUGGAGAAGCGUGUGGAGUUGCUGGACAUUGUCCUGGGCAAGGUCCUGCCACCGCUGCCCAUGACAGACAAAUAGAACAUCGAGAACGCUGCAUGUGCGGGAAACACUACCCAAUGCUAGCACAACACACACUCACGCAUUGUCUUAACCAGCCUCAUUUUGGUUUGCGAGAGGAAGUUUCAGCUGUAACCCGGCAAUUUUUGGGCCUCCACGAAAGCGAAUUCUAGAGGGUAUUUGGCCUACUCUUCCACACAGACCAAACGUGUCGGACAAGGUAGGAGAGUCCCACGCUAUAUUCCUUUGCACACGAUCUGCUGAUCGGCUAGCUUGUGAACGCAUUCUGCUAGGUGGACAGGCGGGCGGGAUUUGGUAAAUGCACUCAUUGUUUCAACUGCCGUGGCGGGAUAUGACAUUGAGUUGGCGACCCUGCAUUGCAAGUCCAGCGUACUAGCCAUUACACCAUUCAGUGCUGUUCUUUAAAUAUGCUUUACAAUUACUCAUACUGAGCACAGUUUAUUAUAGUAUUAUAUAUAAGCGUUAUUUUGGCUGUUUUUCAUUGCAAUAGCAGUAAAUAUGAUUCGAAAAUACUUGUCAGCUUUCAAAAUAUUUUGUGCACUAUCUCAAGUGUAUGUAUACCCCUUAACUACUGUUAACUCGCCACCUAUCACAGGAAUAUUCCCUUGCCGUGUCAUUGUCGUGCGAUUGUGUUUGGGAGAGAAGACGGAACAUGGGCAAGCUGAGGAUAUUUGUCGGUUUAUGGAUAUAUGAUGCACUUUUUUCGGACCGUCCAUAGUCAACCGUGCUAAUCAGAGGUGCAAUGUUGUUCACAACUAAAAUAGGUUUCUACACAUUUUAAUAUUUCUGGUGGAUGGGGACAGGGAGCAUAAAUUCUGUGAGUUGUAAAAUAGUGGCAUGGUGUACGUUGUCUGUUGGUGACUUCCUGCUCAAAUGAGCAUGGAGGUGUCGUGCUCAUCUCCCAUUUACAGCCCUGAGCGAGUGGUGGAAUGUCCACGUUCCUAUAGCAGGAGCGACCACAAUUGCAUUCCCCACACUGGUACUAAUUUUAUCGACCUUGGAGCCAGGAUAUGUUUUCCUGCUACUCGCUUUAUUCCACUGAGCGAACUGGCCAAGUUUUAAUGUAAACAUUUCUCAAAAUUCAUUUAUAUUUUAUCAAAGGCCAAGCAGAUUCAAUUCCUUAAGAGCUGUACACACAAUCAGAUCUUUAGGUUGGGCUGUCCAAGCAAGGGACAAGUCUGUCGGUUGGGUCUCAGGCUCGAUAGCCAGUGUCGUGUCCACACUUUGGCCGUGGUUGAUUGCAGUGGCUCAGCAAUGUGUAACUGUUGAAGACGAGGAAUAAAGUUGUCGCGUUUAAUAAAAAUCAACGAGACGUGGCCAAAGCCAUUGAUUGCGCCACGCCUCUCUACUCUCCGCCAGAACCCCGAUUUUAUUUUCAACAGUUACGCAGAACGAAGUGUUUAACACAAACCGUUAUGUAUUAUCUAAAUAAUGCAACAAUAAUUGAUAUUUAAAAAUACCGUUUAAAAAAACACUUUAAUUAAAUGUACCGUACGAGUAAUGGCAGAACUCCACGACUCCAGGAGGUGGCCCCGAGGCUUGCCAUAACGUAAGUGAGUGUGGUGAUUUACAGCCAACGUCAGUUGAGCGUCGACAAUUAGACCCAAGCCGAAACAACGUAAUGUGAAUUAUAGAAUUUAGUAUUGUCACCAGUAUGACGUAAGUAUACCAAGUUUGCAGUCGAUACGACAUUGGGAAGUGGGUUAAAAUUAAGUUACAAGAAUACAACAGUGAGUUAAAGAAAAGCGUGUAAUAAAAAAAGUGUCACUCUUCAGUGUAAUAAAAGGUGUAUAUAAUAUACCAAUUUAAUGUCAUUACAGA